This is a messenger RNA of Periophthalmus magnuspinnatus, 2267 nucleotides long. RefSeq names its product phenylalanyl-tRNA synthetase 2, mitochondrial (gene fars2). Bases 206 to 1549 code for a protein of 447 amino acids. The transcript has 10 exons. Gene Ontology annotation, molecular function: tRNA binding; ATP binding; phenylalanine-tRNA ligase activity. Gene Ontology annotation, cellular component: mitochondrion; cytoplasm. NCBI's taxonomy places the organism in Eukaryota, Metazoa, Chordata, Actinopteri, Gobiiformes, Gobiidae. The record is from RefSeq and is a predicted model, not a curated record. Gene Ontology annotation, biological process: phenylalanyl-tRNA aminoacylation.
AGGGAAGUGGUUCUCAAACUUUUCAUGUCAAGUAAGAUAAUAUUUGACUUUCGGAGCAUCACAAGAUCUUAAUAAGUUUCAGUUUCAUUUUUGAUGAUCUCAGUCCCCGUUCCUUUGCUCUGCUCACUUCUUUCAUAGCACUUUCACAACACAAUCCUACUAAUGGAACUACUGCACAUCACAUCAGGUUGAUGGGCGGGUCGUGAUGAGGUUACGUGGGUUUUUCCUCCCCUCCCUGAAGUCCCGCCCCUUUCUCUUCUGCUGUCCCACCUCAUCCAGUCAGCAGUCGGCUCACCUGUCUGAUGGCCCCACCCCCCAGCCUCUGACUGGCCAAGAUGUGCAGGUGCAGGGGCAAAGUUUCCCUCGAGACGACUUCACGAAUGUCACGCCCAAAAUUUUAGAAAAAGUUGGAGUUAAUUUGCAUAAUCAGAAGCACCACCCGCUAUGGAUCAUCAAGGAGAGGAUCAAAACUCACUUCUACAGUUCGUACAUUGGCCGCUGGGGAAACCCUCUGUUUUCGGUCCAUGAUAAUCUGAGUCCAGUGGUCUCUGUGCAGCAGAACUUUGACAGUUUACUGAUUCCUCCAGACCAUCCCAGCAGAAAGAAAGGAGAUAACUACUACAUCAACAGGACCAUGAUGCUGCGUGCUCACACGUCUGCCCACCAGAGGGAGCUGGUGAGCGCGGGCCUUGAUGCGUUCCUAUUGGCUGGAGAUGUUUAUCGCCGUGACGAGAUCGACUCCUCCCACUACCCUGUGUUCCACCAGAUGGAGGGGGUCCGGCUCUUCUCCAAUCAUGAGCUCUUCUCGUCGGUGGACGGGGGUCAGUCCUUAUCCCUAUUUGAGUCUUGUGGACGCAGGACUCCUCAGAAGCAGGAGGUGCACUCUCUGGAGGCCGUCAAACUGGUUGAGUUCAACCUGAAGGACACGCUCACCUCCCUCAUCCUGCAGCUGUUUGGCCCAGAGGUGGAGCUGCGUUGGGUGGAUUGUUACUUUCCCUUCACUCACCCAUCCUUCGAGUUGGAGGUUCGAUUCCAGGGACAGUGGCUCGAGGUGCUGGGCUGUGGUGUGAUGGAGCAACAACUACUGCACUCAGCGGGGGCGGGACAUAAGCUUGGCUGGGCUUUUGGAUUGGGUCUGGAGCGUUUGGCCAUGGUUCUGUUCAACAUCCCCGACAUCCGCCUGUUCUGGAGCCGAGACGAGCGCUUCCUCAAACAGUUCCGAGUGCACGACCUCCAGCAGCCAAUCAGCUUCCAGCCUCUCAGCAAAUUCCCUCCACUCCAUAAUGACAUUUCCUUCUGGAUUCCGGACUCUGGAACGUUCUCCCAAAACGACUUCUUUGACCUGGUGAGGACCAUCGGAGGAGACCUGGUGGAGCAGGUCACUCUCGUCGACCAGUUCACCCACCCAAAGACAGGGAGGAGGAGCGAGUGUUACAGAAUCGUUUACCGCCACAUGGAGCGAACUUUGACCCAGGAAGAGGUCAGAACCACACACGAGCAGAUCGAGAGAGCAGCCGAGAGUGACUUGGGGGUGCAGGGACGAUAUUGAAGUACUACUAAUACUACUACUACUACUGCAACUACUCAACAACAGUGGAUUUUCCAUUUGGAUAUUUCCCAUGAUGUCGUCACUUCUGAACAAAAUUGGAAAAUUUUGGUCUUUACUAUCAAAUUUCAGAACUAACUUUUUAUUUCUUAAAUAGGGGGUAUUAUGCAGAAUCUUUUUUUUUUUCUUUUUACCGUUCUACCAUGUUAUAACGUUCCCUCAUCAAAAACAUGAAGAGAUUUUAAAUGUCAUCAAUGCACAUUCACCCAUUUGCAAGGCUCCGCCCACAAGCCUACAUCACCCAUGCUCCACAUGACAAUACUCCAUAAAUAUAAAAAAUAUGAUACAAACUGUACACAGCAGCUUGACAAACCUGAUGUGAUGUGCAGGAGUUUCAUUAGUGGGAUGCAGCUGAUUGUGUUGUGAUAGAGCUCUGAAGGGGGAGUGGCUUAGGGAGCAAGGAGAGGGGGGACUCAAAGCGUCAAAAACAUAAGUGAAACUUAUAAAACAUGUUAAUAUGUUAAUACUUUGUUUUGGGUGAAUGUAACAUUUUCACAACAAUAAAAGGCAACAUGGUGAUCUAAAUGUGUUAUGUGUUACAGUUAAUGCUCCAUAGACAUGAAAUACCCCCUCUUUAAGAUAUUUGAAAAUACAGCAAAUAAGUUGUAAUGAAUGUCUUGUGAUAUGGAUGUUCCCACAUUUGUAUUGUUUCUGAUGACAU